This is a messenger RNA of Drosophila gunungcola (fruit fly), 606 nucleotides long. RefSeq names its product larval cuticle protein A2B (gene Ccp84Af). Lineage: Eukaryota; Metazoa; Arthropoda; Insecta; Diptera; Drosophilidae. Bases 61 to 528 code for a protein of 155 amino acids. Gene Ontology annotation, cellular component: extracellular matrix. The transcript has 2 exons. The record is from RefSeq and is a predicted model, not a curated record.
CUUCUCUGUCUUCGCAGCAGUUAACGGAUAACCGACAAGCCCACUUCCAAACCCAGAGCCAUGGCCUUCAAGUUCUUCGCUGUCCUCGCCUUCGUUUCGGCCGUGAGUGCCGGUGUUCUGCCCGUCCAGCAGGUGUACCACGCCGCCCCCGCCGUGGCCACCUACGCCCACGCCCCCGCCCCCGUCGCCGUGGCCCACGCCCAGCCCGUCCUGGCCAAGGCCGCCGAGGAGUACGACCCCCAUCCCCAGUACAAGUUCGCCUACGAUGUGCAGGACUCCCUCUCCGGGGACUCCAAGAGCCAGGUGGAGGAGCGCGACGGCGAUGUGGUUCGCGGAGAGUACUCCCUGAUCGAUUCCGAUGGCUUCAAGCGCAUCGUGCAGUACACCUCCGACCCGGUCAACGGAUUCAAUGCCGUCGUCAACCGCGUGCCCCUGGAACAUGUGAAGACCGUGGUGAAGACCGUGGCUCCCGUGGCUCUGCCCGUUGCUGCUGCCCCACUGCCAGUGGCCUACCACCAGCACCACUAAGCAGCCCAAGCCCCAUUUCAGAUUUGUGGAAUCCGUUGUAGAUCAAUAAAUUGUUGAAUAUUUGUAAGCUCAAAAAAA